This is a messenger RNA of Jatropha curcas, 1484 nucleotides long. NCBI's taxonomy places the organism in Eukaryota, Viridiplantae, Streptophyta, Magnoliopsida, Malpighiales, Euphorbiaceae. The record is from RefSeq and is a predicted model, not a curated record.
UAAUAUCUCUAUUGAAUGGACAGGCUGUUGUUACAAUGUACAAUUUCCAGCAAUAUCGCCACAUUGAAGCACCAGGGUGGACAUUAGGGUGGACAUGGGCAAAAAAGGAGGUAAUAUGGAGCAUGGUGGGAGGUCAAGCAACAGAGCAAGGAGACUGUUCAAAAUUCAAAGGAAAUAUUCCACAUUGCUGUAAGAAAAGUCCAGCAGUUGUUGAUUUGUUGCCUGGAACUCCUUACAACCAGCAAAUUGCAAAUUGCUGCAAAGGGGGAGUAAUCAGCUCGUGGGCACAAGACCCGUCCAAAGCGGUAAGCGCAUUCCAGCUUAGUAUUGGUGCUGCAGGAACCACCAAUAAGACAGUCAGAUUGCCUAGAAACUUCACACUGAAGGCACCAGGACCUGGUUACACGUGUGGGCCAGCAAAAAUUGUUAGACCUAGCAAAUUUCUUACUCCUGAUAAAAGGAGAGUAACUCAAGCUUUGAUGACAUGGAAUGUUACAUGUACAUAUUCACAAUUCCUUGCUCAAAGGACUCCUAGUUGUUGUGUUUCACUCUCAUCUUUCUAUAACGACACAAUAGUGCCCUGCCCAACAUGUUCUUGUGCCUGCCGAAGCAACAAUUUUCUGCCAGGUGGUUGUAUAGAUCCGGAUGCAUCACAUUUGGUUUCAGCAGUUUCCAGUUUAGGGACAAACAGACUUGCACCUGUUAUCCGAUGCACGGAUCAUAUGUGUCCAGUCAGAAUUCAUUGGCAUGUCAAACUUAACUAUAAAGCGUACUGGAGGGUUAAGAUCACAAUUACAAAUUUUAAUUACAAUAUGAACUAUUCACAAUGGAACCUGGUUGUUCAACAUCCCAACUUCAACAAUCUGACACAUAUAUUCAGCUUUAACUAUAAGUCAUUGAAUCCUUAUGCAGAUAUAAAUGAUACAGCCAUGUUAUAUGGAAUUCAGUUCUACAACGAUUUGCUCAUGCAAGCUGGCCCUGCUGGUAAUGUGCAGUCAGAACUUCUUUUCCAAAAGGAUAAAGCAACUUUUACCUUUGAGAAGGGUUGGGCUUUUCCUAGAAAGGUCUAUUUCAAUGGUGAUAACUGUGUGAUGCCACCUCCUGACGCCUAUCCGUGGUUGCCAAAUGGUAGUUCUCGCCAGCUUACUUCACCAAUUAUACUAAUAAUGACCUUGUUUUCUGCAUUGGCUUUCUUAUACAGAUUUGUAUAAGCUAGCAAACAUUUGCUGCAAAAUACUAUAGAGUUCAAAUUUUGUUCGAUCUCGACCCUGGUAUUAAUUGGAAGCUGACUGGAAAGUUGAUUUGUUAAUGCCAUGCACUCCAGCAUUUGACUGCAGUUUCUGUUUAAUGCGUUUGUGGGUUUUUAGCUAUUAUUUUGUUACUUUGUAGCUGUUAUCUCCUUUGUAGAGUUCUCCAACAAUACAAUUACAAUGUAACAAAGUUUGGGUAAAUGAAUGCUUUCUGUAUAGAGAAGUUUGAGCUAA